UACUUUGUUCCUUCGUGAUAUUUCUACAGGGUCAGCGAUGGAAAUUCGGCUAUCCUUUGUGUCUCGCUCCUUUCGAAAUCGUUCGAGAUCUUGCGCGAUGCAGGAAACGAGGAUUCUCUUUUUUUUUUUUGUCUGCGAUAAUCCGCUCGAGGACGUUGUUAUUAAAUUAGGGCCAUGAAAAGGGGAAGUUUUGCGGGUACCACCUCCUUUCUUCCGAUUCGAAUAAAUCGGCGGAAAACGCGAAUCUCGUGCCGUUGUCUGCUCGAUCUUGCUCUCGGUACCCCUCUAAUUUUCGAAGCCCGUUCACUGCCAAUUACCGUGCCACAUAAUUGCCCACCGCGAACUUUUCGAGAUUGACAUGCAAAUUCCGUGGAAUCAGAUGGAUGGUUUUAGCGACCGUGCGCUCGCCUCUGUUUCGAAUUAGGUAACAAAGUUGUGCAUCCUUUUUCGAACCUCCGUUUCUGAAUAAUACCCUGAACAACCAUCAGCGAGCAUAAGUGUCGUUGUUGAAUAGAAUUAUCUUUAAUUACAUAUCGGGUAGUUUACAAAAUCCGCGCAAUACUCGUGGGAAGGUCUGGCCGUUUCUUCUGCGAUCGAGAAUAACACGGAUUCCUCGCGAUACUGCGAACAAACUGUCACCGUUGAUGACGAAGAAAUCGUGUCUCUUCUUUAUUAAACAACCUAUUAUUAAGAAUGGUACGAUGGCGUUAGAAAGUUAUCCCUCCUGCUGAGCCAGCUAAUACGAGGUUGCUUCAAUUGAAGAUUCUUCUUAUCGCGCGUGUUGUAUCUUAAUGUCCCCGUUCCGAAUCGUACGAUGUAUAAAGUGAGGGUGUUGCGGCCGAUUGUGGCGGUGGCAUAGAAUGAACGAAUGGUUUUUUCUUAUUUUUCCAUCGGGAAGGUAAUCAAAAGGAGAUCAUCCGUUUUAAUGGACACUUUCGUCAGAUGGUUACCUCUGUAUUCCGAAUCUUCACACGCUCGGCAAUGUUCAGUCGCCAUAAGCGCUUUCGUAAUUUCAUAACUACUCGACUUCCGAGCAUCUUUCCUGUCCCGUACAAAAGCGACACGAAAGUCUUUCUCACGUUUCUACCGUUGUUUGGUCGAUUAAAUAUUUAAUUACGAUACCGAGUUUAGCAAUUCGAUCGUCCUCCCCGAUUACCACUACGACAAACUCUCUCUCUCUCUCUCUUCAACUAUAUCUACCUAGGAUCGAUCGAUCCUCCAAGUUAUUUCGAAUUCAUCUUUGGAAAUUUUGAUCGAUUUCAUUCCACGUCCGCCGAUUGUCUAAUUAUUUUAAUUGAUACCUCGAUUUUUAUCCGCAUCCUCGUACCGAAUACCGCCUACACACGAUCAAAUCUGUGCUAUCUUCCUUACGUAACACUGCAUCGCGUGGAUUUUUAUUGUAUCCAUAGUUACGUAAGUAAUAUAGCAUCAAUUAUAAUGAAUCGUAAAAUACACGGUUUGAUUUUUUUUUUUCGCGCGUUGCUAAAUUGUCGAUAAAGGAGUGCGAUAUCAUGGCGAUCUUGAAACGUUUAUCGUAUCGUCUGAUCGUUUAUAAAUCGUUUCGUCCACGUUGAACAACGAUGCUCGUAAUUGGCCCACAUUUGGAUUGCGCGAACCGUGAUUGUCCAACAGCAGCAAAUUCAUAAGUACCUGCGACUGUUCACGGGCAAAGCGAAUUCUUCGUUUCGGUCGAUCGAAGGUAUUUCUGGCGAAGGAAACGUUCGCGAGACCUAGUUUUCGUUUAGCGAUUCGUAUCCAAAAUUCCUUUUCUUUUCGAGAAAGAUCUUUUUGUAAGGUUUUAUCAGAGAGUCGCGAUAACAAAGGCGUAGACGCACGCGUGCGUGGUGGCAUAGCGUUUAUGGUGGCAACUGGCGUCGCGUCGCGUUUUAUCAGUCGACGCGAGUCGAAGCGAGCUACGGUGUCCCAGAUUUUCAGUCGCACCAGUACACGCGACAGUGCAUAGCACGCAGCUGGCUGUCGAUCGACCGCCGAUCCUAGAUCGGUCCAUCCUCAGAACGGUUUCGCGGUUGAACGAGCGCGGAUCGAACGAACCGGUAGCCACGUACACGACCAUGUUUCCGGAUACUUGGAACAGAUAGCCGCGAUUACCUUUCUAUCAAGAUCAUCCGGGAUAACACCUGUCUAUUGGCUAGCAACGUGAUUUCGUUAAGUGGUGUCCUCUUCUGUGAUGUCGAUGAUCGUCGAACGAGCGAAAAACGCGAAGGUAAUCGAAACGACCGAAUCGAGUAGCAUUCCAAAGUAUAGGAAGGAGGGAAAGCGACGCUCUGAUCAGGUGAAAACAGAAAGGAUCCAGGUAUCAUCAUGGAGGACGAGGAUUUUGGUUUCACCAAGAGAAACGAUAAUAUUCUGAAGAACACCGACGAUUACGAUGCUAAGAAAAACGAUAAGGGUAGCAACCCUUCUAAUACCAAGACAGGAGAGACGGUUGGCGGACAUAGGCUGGUGAUGACAGCGCCGUUAUCCGGGGCGACAGGGGCCGGAAACACCGUCCCUGAGCGGGCAGCUAUCGCCUCUUCGUCCUCUCCGGCUUCCUCAGUCGUUUCCAACCCGCCGAACAUACCGAACGUGGUCGAGUAUCAUCUGAAAGUGAAGCCUGGACAAACGCAAAAGGUUUCCAGCCACGAUAACAUUCCAGAAAGUCCAUCGGUAGAGGAGAUGAAGAAAGAAACGAAAAGUUGUACGCCCUCGAACGACAACAAGAAAGAUCUCGUGUCAAAGUUAUCUCGUCUAUCGAUCGACAACAACGUCUUCGAGGGUUCCACGGAUCUACCUCAGGUGUUUCAGGUGAAAUAUCUGGGCUCCCAUGACGCGAGGGGCCUGUGGGGCAUCAAGCAUACCAGAAGACCCGUCGAUAACAUGGUGGCCGCUGCCAAGGCUUUACCAACCAACACGAUGCUCCCUCUGAUCAAGCUGAUCGUGUCUCCGGAAGGAGUUGCUCUGCUGCCAUUCGAGAAACGGAAACAGGAGCCGAACUUUGUCAGGAUGUACUCGAUCGAGACGAUCUCGUACGGUGUCCAGGACCUCGUCUACACCAGGGUUUUCUCCAUGAUCGUGGUGCGGGAAACGGAGAACUUUCGAAGAGUAUCACCGUUCGAAUGCCACGGUUUUGUAUGCGAGUCGAAGCAUCACGCUAGACAGUUAACUUACGCGUUGGCCGCGGCAUUCGAACUUUACUCGAGAACCGUGAGAGCUCAGGAUAAGAUGGCAGAGGUGGCAGGCAAGAACCCGAAGAAGAGAUUCGCCAUCGAUCUUAGAAGCCCCGAGGAAAUGGAGGCAGAUCUUGCCGCGGAUUCCGAGGCUUAGACAGCUCUUUUCCUCUUCUUUCUAUCUUUUUGUUGACACGGCAAGGUCGAUGAGGAAAAGUGUCAGGCAAGAUUGUUGGAAUGCGAGGACAACACAGGGUACGCAUCGUCUGCGAUGCUUAGUGUACAUAGAUUCUCUUCCCAGAGCAGGCAUGCAAACUUGUUUAAGAGGAAAGUAUUGAUUUUUCAUUUGCUGCUAAGAGAUUUGUUGAAGUCGAUGCAAGUUUUACGUAUAGAUUAGGUACACUUUCCGAUUGAAUAAACGUGAAAUGAUUUUAAGCGAUGAACGUUACGUUUUCAUAGGUAUUAUUUUGUAUUCGAUAGGCUCAGAAGAAAGAAAUACUCUUUUCUUCCAUUAAAAUGUACUUAAGUUCAAGGUGCAGAUGCGUGUUUUAGGAUUCUUUGAAAGAACUGUUUACGAGCAGGAGUGUUGGUGUAAUUGUUGAUCGUUAAUUACUUUAUCGGCAUUUACGAACGGAGGAAUAGGUGCUGCCUAUCCACAACAUAAUGGCUAGUUAUCCAAAGAUACGAAAUAGAAGAAAAAAGAGGCCGAAGAUUACCGAUUUUAUUUCGGUGAUUUUUGCAAUUUCAUGAAAACUACGGAUGUCACUUGUUGAAUUAACGGAAAAGAGAAAAAAAAAUAUAUAGAUUGGAUUUAAUUCUAGCCGCUUUUCGUGUGUUUGCGUGUGUGUUUUUCUUUUUGUCUUGCAGAUAUUUCUUGCAGUGUACAGUAAUUUUCAUCUCCAAUAUCUCUUCUUUUUUUUACUAUUAUUUAAUUUAUUUCCGAUUUAGUAUUAAGUCACAGAACCAAUAUCGACACACAUAUCAGUUGUAAAUAAACGAUUAACGAAAGCGUUGCUAACGAUGCUGUUUUAGUGUACCACACUAA
Osmia lignaria (orchard mason bee) is the source of this 4212-nucleotide messenger RNA. RefSeq lists its product as uncharacterized. The record is from RefSeq and is a predicted model, not a curated record. Lineage: Eukaryota; Metazoa; Arthropoda; Insecta; Hymenoptera; Megachilidae.